Messenger RNA from Aspergillus luchuensis, 657 nucleotides. RefSeq names its product nuclear transcription factor Y subunit beta. NCBI's taxonomy places the organism in Eukaryota, Fungi, Ascomycota, Eurotiomycetes, Eurotiales, Aspergillaceae. The transcript has 4 exons. Bases 1 to 657 code for a protein of 218 amino acids. Gene Ontology annotation, cellular component: nucleus; CCAAT-binding factor complex. The record is from RefSeq and is a predicted model, not a curated record. Gene Ontology annotation, molecular function: protein heterodimerization activity; DNA-binding transcription activator activity, RNA polymerase II-specific; RNA polymerase II cis-regulatory region sequence-specific DNA binding. Gene Ontology annotation, biological process: regulation of transcription by RNA polymerase II.
AUGUCGUCGACCUCUCCCUCGAAGGAACCGGAGGUGGAACCCGAAGUUCAAUCGGGUGAAGACCAGGAACAAAUGGAUAAGGACCAACACGACACUCAGGCGCAGGGUCAGGGAGAGUUCGAGGUGAAGGAGCAGGAUAGAUGGCUGCCAAUUGCAAAUGUGGCCCGUAUCAUGAAGCUGGCUUUGCCUGAAAAUGCCAAAAUCGCAAAGGAGGCCAAGGAAUGUAUGCAAGAAUGUGUGAGCGAGUUUAUCUCAUUCAUCACUAGCGAAGCCUCCGAGAAAUGCCAGCAGGAAAAGCGCAAGACCGUCAACGGGGAGGACAUCCUAUUCGCCAUGACCUCCCUCGGGUUUGAAAACUAUGCAGAGGCCCUUAAGAUUUACCUGUCCAAGUAUCGCGAGACCCAAUCCGCAAGAGGCGAGCACCAGAACCGUCCAACAAGCAGUGGAUAUGGUGCUGGUGCGCCCGUAGGGGCCCCCGGGCCUGCCGGUCCUGGUGGCCGUCCAAUGGGACCUGGUGCAGGGUUUCCUGAUGCUGCUGAUAGCGCCAACAAUAUCAUGAACCAAAGCUUGGACCCGUCUGAGCAGGACACUUCCGCUUAUGGCUACCCCCCGAUGGUCGGCCAGCCGCACAACGGCACCACCGGUGAAUCUUAUUAG